AGUUUCGCUGACCACGGCGCUCCUGGUCUGUUAGCCGUUUCUCAGAAAGCAAAAGGUUUGCCUUCGACAUUAUCAUGCAGUCAUCCAUAGUUGUAUUUUCAGCCGUCUUCGCGGCGGUGCUAUUAGGCUUGGCUUCAGCCGCAGAUGUGCUUCCACAACAACGAGAGAGAAGAGCCCCAUCAAAUGAUCUAGAGGGAUUCGAACCGGCAACCUGGGAUGGUACAGAUGACGUAGAUGACUUCAGACCAAAUGAAUAUGCGAAAAGGAUAGCUGAUAACGACUUUGCCGCCAUGCGACACGAGCAACGAACGAAUUCCUUAAGGCGAAACCGGGUACUCCAGGCGAUGAACGAAAUGUUUGCUAAAGCAGGAAAACGCUCGUACAAUGAUAAGAGAUCACUAGCACAGAAUGACUAUAUGAUGGUUAGACAGGAUCUAGCCGAAGGAAGGCUUUAUCGAUCACUACUCGAUAGGAUGUUAUCGGAAGCCGGGAAACGCUAGGCUUCAUCAUCAGUCGUCAGGACCAAGAUAGUUUAAAAAAUAACUUCUUCAAUCCUUCCAAACACGUCCAUGGUAUUAUAACCCUUAACUGUCAUGUUAUGUGAGAAACUCUCCUCGAAGUUGCAUCGGGCAUAUUUUUAUUAAAAUAUCACUCUUUCAAACCGGAAAGAGGAUUACCGGAAAACUUUCGCAAAUACUCAUGAUGAGAAUGAACAACGGUUUAUUCUGAGAAUACUUUUCUCUGUUAUUUAACAUAUUUUUGCUUCAUGUACCAGCUUCCUUUAACUUUCUUCGAAUAAGCGUGAAGUGUACUAAUUAUGCCCAUAUAAGAGAAAUAAAGAGAUGGCACUAACACGUGAAUAUAAAGAAUUAUGCAAUGAAAUGUUAAAAAACACUUGAUAUUGUAUGAGUCAAUUAUUGUUUAUCAUAAAUUCCUGUUAUAAAGUACACUCUUCUACUGACACUAGUGAGACACGAAUAUCAUGAAGAGGUCGUGAAAUAUAUCAGGUUUAAAUGUUUAAAUGAAAGUACAAAAGUUUAAGUGGUUGCAAAUCAUAAAUGGCUUGUUGAAAUUGCUCUCAACCGUACUAAAUUUAAUGUAUUAAAAUGCAAUAGCAAAUUAAAACAGUCAUUACUCUCUCCGUUUGCAGUAUAUUACCUCGAUAUUUCGCUCAACGUUUAAGACCCUCUGGCACAUGUCAAGUGCCAUCUUAGUUGAUGAUUUACUUUAAAUAACACCUUUUUCUACUUCAGUUAUCACAGCGUAUCAUGAAGUGUAUUGUGAAUAAAAUGGAUAACUAUUAAGAAAUAUUUAUGGAAGAGAAAACAAUUCUCUUUUCAUCAUAAAAGAUGUCUUUAUAAGGAUAAUGAUUAUGUUAUAGCACUUUGGGGUAUAUCCUAUAGUACACGAAUAGAGCUAUAUUCCUUUUUUAUUGAAACCACGUAAUGUAUAGAUUCGUGGAUACCAACAUGAAAUUAUUCGGCGACAAUUUCUAUCCAAACAGGAAAGAAAUAUGUAUACAUCUACAUGAAGAAUGUAAAGUCUACAUCCACUAUCAUUGUUUAUUUAAAUUCUUAAUGCUGUGUGUACGCUGUUUUUUUUUUGUUAAUUCAACAAUGUAUUUGAUGUUAAAGUCUAUUAAGUGCUUAUAUGAAAUAUAAGUAAUGGAAAUAUAUUAGUAUAAUUUAACAUUUCAUGCCCUUUUUCAUCUGACUGCAAAUUAAAGAUAUUUGGGCAAACGUUUUGAUUUUAGCUUCAAACUGCCAUUUUAACAUUUAUAUUACAAAUUCACUAAACGCAUAUCAAUAAACAGCAGAAACAUUUAAUAAGCAUUUUCAGUCUAACCCAUGGUUGAUAUAUUGUCUUGUACCAACCAAGGAAAAUGCAUUUUUUUUUAAUCAUUCCGGUCAGAAUUCGAAGUGUUGAGAAAACAUCAUAUUUUAUUUUAUGUGAAUAUAAAUAGCUUUAUCUUUUUCUUUUUCAAUAUCUCUCACCAUCUUGUUUUCCCAUGUAUUUUAUUCAUAUCCUUAAAUUUACCUACUUUUUUGAACCGUUAAUAUCAAUAUAGAAAAAGUAUAUAGCAUUAAAGUAAUUGUUUUCUUUACGUUAACUAAUAUUGAGGAAGAUUUGAUACACAGAAACAAACGUUAUACUCGUUAUGCUGGUAUAUAACUAGUUCAUAUGUUUCUUGUGUUUUUUUUUCAAAUGAUAGACGCAGUAUUGUGAGAUAUAUAAUUAGGUACCCGCGCCUCCACACUAUACUACGCAUCGGAAUUCAGUUAUUGAUUAGGAUGUAUUUUUAAGCAGAUUGGACCCUGCCAAACACCAAGAUAGUGAUAGUUUAUCCUGAAGUAUGAGUUAAAAUUUCGAGUUUUAGUUUUGAAAUAUUUAUCACUGAAAGUUUUCUUAAAUGUUUUGAUGUGCAGGAAUAACAAUCCCACCAUGAAUUUAA
Messenger RNA from Lytechinus pictus (painted urchin), 2452 nucleotides. RefSeq lists its product as uncharacterized. NCBI's taxonomy places the organism in Eukaryota, Metazoa, Echinodermata, Echinoidea, Temnopleuroida, Toxopneustidae. The record is from RefSeq and is a predicted model, not a curated record. The transcript is spliced from 5 exons. Bases 75 to 500 code for a protein of 141 amino acids.